Molecule: messenger RNA, 1299 nt
Organism: Eucalyptus grandis
Lineage: Eukaryota; Viridiplantae; Streptophyta; Magnoliopsida; Myrtales; Myrtaceae
Product: protein TIFY 10A
Exons: 7
Coding region: 352-1125 (257 amino acids)
Biological process (GO): response to wounding; regulation of defense response; regulation of jasmonic acid mediated signaling pathway
Cellular component (GO): nucleus
Source: RefSeq, a predicted model, not a curated record
GGUUCUGGUCUCGCUUCAUUUAAUUGAAACUGUCGAUUCUCUCUCCUGUUUAGCUUCUGAAAAGAUGAAUUUGUUGAGACCAUAAUUGUCGUCUCUUUGAAUUCCAUAUGUUUUCGACCGAAAACGGUCGUUGCGUUUGUAAUUUGUGAACUCGGGGGGACGGAGGACAUGAGAUUCAUCAGGUUCGCUCGUUGCUCAUGAUUCCAAACUAAAUCAUCUCUCUCUCUCUCUCUCUCUCUCUCUCUCUCUCUCUACGGCACGUUACUGCAAAUAGCUUCGGUAAUAAAUUUGCAAGCAUCGAACUCCAGGGAUUGACUAUCUACCGAGUACAGUUAGACGUGUCAUGUAAUUAUGCGAUUGAGUGAAGUGACUGUUGCUCAGAUGUUACUUCCUCCAUUGUUGUUUUCAGAGCUCCAGCUGCAAAACCCGCAGGUUCACUCAACUAGUUCACGUGUUUCUUCUAAGGUGGAGCAAGCAAGACGGUGGAAACAGGUCACAAACCGGACUCCCCAAUAUAUGACUUUGGAAGCAGCUCAACUGCAGCUUGUGGGUCAUGAUCAUCCCCUCUUUUUGCCAACAUCCAACAAGUACCCCUUUGAUUUCAACCGCAAACGCCCACCUUUCCUAGAGGGAUAUCAUGAUGCAGCAUUGAAGUUCCCUUUUCCCAAAGAAGUCCAUCAUGGUCCAGCUCUAGGUGAGAUUUCAUCUGUGGGACCGUCCUUCAUCUCUCAGGCUCAGACCACAGAUGCAUCAGCCAAAGGCUCCCUAGGUCAUACACCUGAAAUUAGGAGCGAAGCAAUGUUGUCACAAGGACCCGCACUGCUCACCAUCUUUUACGGAGAUGGUGUUUAUGUGUACAGUGAUAUCACUCCCGAGAAGGCUGAGCUCAUAAUGUCUAUGGCGAGAGAGCAGCCGACCACAUUGUCCACGAGCCAAGCACAACAUCUUGAAGUCGCUAGCAACAUUCAUCGUCCCCGUGCAACUUACCCUCAAGGCACUCUGCCUCAAGCCCGCCGAGCGACCUUGGUACGAUUCUUGGAGAAGCGCAAAGACAGAUUGAGCAGUGACAUUUACAAUCUCAUAAAGAAAUCAUCCGAGAGCACAAUCUUUCCCCAGAGGAGCUGAAUUAAAGCAGCUGAACUGCAAAAAUUAACCUUCUCGUGUUUGUUUAGUCAUCUUCUUUUUAUUGAUUACCCAUUAAUCUCUGGCUAUUACCUGGCAUGUUACGAGACCGGUAAUGCCUUCACAAUUGCGACAUCGCUAAGUAUGAUAAUUACGUGGAAAAACUUGUUGCAUCUA